Molecule: messenger RNA, 595 nt
Organism: Raphanus sativus (radish)
Lineage: Eukaryota; Viridiplantae; Streptophyta; Magnoliopsida; Brassicales; Brassicaceae
Exons: 6
Coding region: 233-595 (120 amino acids)
Source: RefSeq, a predicted model, not a curated record
GUGUAACUAACUUUUUGAAGUCCGCUCGCGUAACAAACUUUUUGGAGGUUCUAUAAAGUCCGCGAGUGUAACUAACUUUUUCAGUCUCUUCACAAAGUCCCAGAGAGAGAGAAGAGAGAUUCUCUUCGACGAAGGCGAUUCGUUAACGGACUCCAUCCUCCUCCACCGUCUUCCACUUCUCUCUCCGUCGCGCUCGCUCACCGCGUCCAGAUUCACUCUCCGACUGAUCGCAAUGACAAGUGAAGGAAGUAACGGCAAGAUGAGUUCAUCGCAAACAAGAUCGCCUCUGGCGACGAUUCCUGAGAAUGUUGGCGAUGAUGUUGUUGAACGAAACUCAACCGAAGAAAACGUCUCGAGCGAAGAAGAAGCUGCUGCUAGUGAUGUGAAUCCUUUGUCUAGCGAUGCUGCUCAGAUCCUCCCAAUGCUACAGAACCUCUUGCGCAACAAUGACAUCCAGAGGGAGAGGCUAACCGGAUUGGUUCAACUCUAUGAUCCAGCUGCUGAAGACACAAACGCAAACGUGAAUGCGGAAAGCGAGCAGAUUGCAAGGGAGGCUGCUCUAGCUUCUCAGGUUUAUUUCUUGGAGCAGAGGUAA